Chanos chanos (milkfish) is the source of this 1608-nucleotide messenger RNA. RefSeq names its product cytoskeleton associated protein 2-like (gene ckap2l). Lineage: Eukaryota; Metazoa; Chordata; Actinopteri; Gonorynchiformes; Chanidae. The record is from RefSeq and is a predicted model, not a curated record. Bases 1 to 1608 code for a protein of 535 amino acids. The transcript has 10 exons. Gene Ontology annotation, cellular component: centrosome; mitotic spindle; cytosol.
AUGACCGUUGACGAAGCGCCUACGUUAUCUGCGUCAGAACUACGCAUGCAGAAACUGAGAGAAUACUUGGCUGAGAAGGGGAGAUUAAAACCUCCAAACCCAAAGCCCUACCUUCGUGAUAAAAUCCCAACUAAAAGGUUGGCUGGCACCACCUCAGAAUCUCACCUUCCAGGAAAAGGGAAGGAGAACUGUGAGCCAGAUUCCUCUGCUCUGAGAAAAGCCUGUGUGAGAAAGCCUUUAGCGGAGAGAAGAAAACAGCUCUGUGUGGGGAUGAACAUCAGGGAAUCAAAAGCAGCGGGAAACACGAAGUUCAGGGGGCCAUUACAGCAUCAUUCUGUUUCUCAAGACACAAAAUUUGACUGCAGUUCCAGCUCCUCCGAGAAGGUGAGGAAACCCAUCCAGAUUCUUCCCAACACCAGGGUUAUUGUCGGGGAUGUAUCGGAUAUCAGAAAUCAGACCAGGAAAGCAUCUCUGAACACACACAUUAAGGCUGAAGAGAAACCUGACACCAGAACAGUCGCCAAGGCGUCAAACCCCACACCCCCCACUCCGCUCUGCAGCAGGACCUCUGCGUUGGCAGGACAGACUGUGCCACGCCCAGCUAAAGCCAGCUGCCAGCUCAAAUUACAAGCAGAACUCAAGACCCCCAAAACAAUGGCCAAACCCGAGGUCCAGAGGGCCAGGACCGUACCUGCUCCAAGGGCACAGAAGCUGACCGCUGCCCAGGAGGAGAGACAGCGAAAACUUCAGGAAUGGCGGGAGGCCAAAGGAAUCUCGUACAAGCGGCCUCCCAUGCCGGUCCGGCAGCGUCGCAGGAAGACGGUGGCCCUGCCGGUCCCUUACUGGGCCUCCAUGGAGGAGGAGGACGAGGCUCACAGCUUGGUCUGUGCCGUGGAGCGUUCACUGGCAGACUGCGUCAAACUCCUGCAGGAGGGCUGCCCCUCUGAGCAGGUGCGAGAUGUGCUGUCCAGGGUACCCAUGGCCAAGGGCUUCUCUAAAUACUGGAUCUGUCAGGCCAAGCUGAAGGAGCUGGACGGAGACCUUGACGUCCUGCCUCUGUUUGAGGAGGCGGUGCGUGUGGUCCGAGAGCCCGUGGACGAACUGAGGUCUGUGGUGUUUGAAAUACUGAAGAAAAAGGAAAAGCAAGGUAAUGCACAGGAGGAUGAUAACGAUGAGAGUCAAAAUGGAGACGGAAUACAACAGCAGCAGCGGGACCUCCUGUCCACUCCCAAACCCGUCCGCGUUCUGAUCCAGAGUAGCCAAGGAGGCUCGUCGGUGGUCAAAUACAAGGUCACGGCCACUCCUGGGGGAUUCAGGAGUCAGUCAAAGGAAGCUGUCCGAAUGGAUGGGCAGGAAGUUCGAUUCUUCACGCCCGUUCGGCGAUCAGUGCGUAUCGAGAAGACCGCCUUGCAUUACCCGACGGCUCUGCAGGAGCAUGACCUCUGCGUGUCUUCAUGCUGCGACCUUUUGUCAAAGGGGGAGGACCUUGAGAAAGAGUGUGUCUCACCGUCCCAGAAUUCCCCCCUCUACAUCUAUCGAGAAAACGAGGCACUCCAAGACCAGGUCCAUCUAAAACUGGUCUUUCCAGAGGAGACUAAUAGUCUGUAA